ACUACUAUCCGACAAUCAGUUCACAGGAGCCAUCCCCAGCAACUUCAAUCGCCUCACUUGGAUGACUAGUCUAAACAUUUCUUUCAGCAAAUUGAGCUCAGGCCUUGACGUGGUGGCUCAGAUGACAUGGCUCAACGACAUAUCGAUCAAUGACAACAACUUCUCUGGUGUGCUUCCGGCGUCCUUCUCAGCAAUCAGUAAUCUCUUCUACCUGAAUGCUGGAAACAACCACUUCACAGGAACCUUCCCGGAUUUUAUUCUGCGCCGCAAGGGCCUUCCUUACCUGAACUUGGGCAACAACAGGUUCACAGGGACUAUCCCCCGCGAAUUGACCGAGUUUGUCGACCUAGGUCACAUAAUGCUCAAUAGCAACAAUUUCCAUGGAACUUUCCCAUGGGGCCUCCUUGAGCUACCCGGUUUAUCCUGGCUGGAUGUAUCUAACAACUCUCUUUCUGGGGAACUCCCACGUACUCUCAGGGUCCCAACUUUUCUGAACAUGCUAAACCUGGGAGGAAAUGACUUCACGGGCUCCUUACCAGACUUCUCACGCUGGAACGUCAGCUGUGACGAGAUAAAUCUCAGCGGCAACAACUUCACAGGGUCGAUUCCCGACUCCAUCUCCACCCUCACCACCCUCGAUGGCAUUUUUCUCAACAACAACCAGCUGACUGGCACCAUCCCUUCAGCCAUCUUCACCAUGACGAAAUUGGCGUACAUCUACUUGGCCAACAACCAUCUCACUGGCAGUCUGCCAGCUGCCAUCAGCCAACUGAAGAAUCUUGAACAGAUCUGGUUGGACAACAACAAGAUUGAAGGCCCUCUGCCAGCUGGCAUUUGCUCGCUGCCCUGGCUGUGGCGCCUUGUGUGCUGUGCUGCUGGCAGCUUCAUAAGCAACAACUCCCUCUAUGGACCCCUUCCAGACUGCCUCUUUGACAAGUGUAUCACACAAAUUGAUGUGAGCGGCAACAGCCUGUAUGGGCGCAUCAACCGCGACUUCAAGAACAUGGUGACGACCAUGGGUGCCCCCGCCCGCGACUUUGAGUACAUAGCGGCGGAUGACAGUCCCAUUGUUAACUUGGCUCACAACUUCUUCUUUGGAGAUGGGGUGCUCUUUGCUCUCGGCUGCAAGGUCUGCCCCACUGAGAUCAACAAGCCCAACAACCUGGGCAUAAGGGACAGCUUUGCAUGGCGAGAGCUUGGUGGCAAGUGCGACUUUCUUGCUCCAAAUAUGCCGGCGAGGGUGAGUCUGUCGGGCAACUGCCUGACCCUCACCCCGAACAACCAGUGCUCAUCCAACGCCACCCAGCGCAGCACGGCAGCCUGCCAGGCGUUCUGCAGCAUCACGGACAACGGCCCGUGCGACGGCCAUGGGGCGUGUGUGCCGGCUGACCCUGCCUCCCCCUCCAACUUCACGUGCCUCUGCGAUGCGGGGUACACCACAGUCGACUCGGGCAACGGUUCCUCCACAUGUGCCAUCGUCCACUCCACCACCAACACCACCACUGUGUCGUCUCUGUCGACGGGUGCCAUAGUGGGCAUUGUUCUGGGCAGCUUUGCUGGCUUCACGCUGUUGGCUUCUGUGGUCGCAUGGCUGCUGUGGCCCCGCGGACAGAAGAAGUGGGAGGGGUUGGACGUGUGUGAGCAGUACACGCUGCAGCAGAUGCUGACUGCCACCAGCAACUGGUCGGAGGAGAAUGUGCUGGGCAAGGGCGGCUUCGGCAUUGUCUACAAAGGCCGCUCGCCACAGGGCCAGCUGUGGGCCAUCAAGCGAUCCACCAUCAUGACCAACGACUUUGAAACGGAG
Molecule: messenger RNA, 1804 nt
Organism: Closterium sp. Naga37s-1
Lineage: Eukaryota; Viridiplantae; Streptophyta; Zygnematophyceae; Desmidiales; Closteriaceae
Source: the annotation of a GenBank genome assembly